Dentiscutata heterogama is the source of this 942-nucleotide messenger RNA. The record is from the annotation of a GenBank genome assembly. Lineage: Eukaryota; Fungi; Glomeromycota; Glomeromycetes; Diversisporales; Gigasporaceae.
AUGUCUUCUAAUAACCUUAUUUCAAUACCGGUUGACCUUUUCAUAGAAUUUGCUAAAAUAUUUGGAAAAAUUUGUGAUCCCCUCAUUACUCCUUUAGAAAAUGUGGUUAAAUCAAGUUUACAAAUCUUAUUUCCAUCUUUUUAUAACGACGCAGUGGAAUUUUUGGACUCAAGUCAAUCUCCAUUUACAUCACGAUUACCAUUAAUGAAUCCUUUUCAUGUGUUAAUGUUUUGUCUUGCAUAUUUAACAAUUGUAUUCACGGGAAAACAAAUUAUGGCAAAUCGUACUAAAGUUUCUGUUAAAAAUUUGAGUAUUGUUCAUAAUUUUUUUUUGGUUACUUUGAGUGCUUAUAUGUGUACAACCACGUUAUAUGAAGCUUGGAGACAAGGAUAUUCGUUGUUUACUAAUCCUGAGGAUAGAUCCGAGAAAGGUUUUCAGAUGGCGAAAUAUGUUUGGUUAUUCUACGUUUCGAAAAUUGCCGAGUUUAUGGAUACGUUCAUUAUGGUAUUAAAAAAGAAUAAUCAUCAAAUCACCUUCUUACAUGUUUACCACCACACUUCCAUAUUUAUUAUUUGGUGGUGGGUUACCUAUGUCGCCCCAACUGGUGAAGCUUACUUCAGUGCUGCUUUGAACUCAGCCGUUCAUGUUGUAAUGUAUGGUUAUUACCUUAGUACUACCCUUUCAAUUCCAAUUCGAUUCAUUAAGCGUUAUAUAACCUUGUUCCAAAUGACUCAAUUCACAUUAAUGAUGAUUCAAGCUUCUUAUGAUAUCUAUUAUUUCAAAGUACUACAUCCUGAACUUGAAGAAACAUAUCCAUUUGGUUUAACUUUAAUACUUUGGAUUUAUAUGUGGACCAUGUUGGGAUUAUUUGCCAAUUUCUUUAGGGCUGAUCGUAAGCGUGAAGCUGAAGCUAAACCUAAAAAUGCAAAGAAAAUUCAAUAG